Molecule: messenger RNA, 771 nt
Organism: Suillus clintonianus
Lineage: Eukaryota; Fungi; Basidiomycota; Agaricomycetes; Boletales; Suillaceae
Exons: 2
Coding region: 1-771 (256 amino acids)
Source: RefSeq, a predicted model, not a curated record
AUGAGCUUACCUUUGCUACGCUUUCUGCAAAUACCUUUUGAUGACAUCGAUUUCGACAAUGUUGUCCUCAGCGAUCCAAGCUUAACAGAGAGCAGCAACAGUCCCCGAUUGACAGCUUCUGACGAAAUGGUUCUCAAUCCUGCAUACUGGUUUAGCCACCCUCCUCGAUACCGCUAUCUUAUGCAACGAAUUUCUACUCUACUGCCUACUCUACAGGCAUCUGCCUCAAGCACAGAGGACCAGAGUUGGGUUGCAGCACUUUUUGCCAAGGACGUGCCAGCUGCUAUGACACCAAAGAUCCUGACCACAGAUGGUGCUGACUCCAUUACCGAUCCUGAAUCUGAAGAUAUCACCGUGACCCCAUCUAUUUCCACUCCCACCACUGUCGCAACCACAACAACAAUCCCACCUGCAGACGAUGACUCCACUACUGAGCCUGAUUCUGACGCAGAAAUCGUGACCCCUGGCAUUUCUACUCUGACGGCUGUGAUCGAAGUCAAUUCAGGGCCAUGCAUGGACCCAGGCUCAACAACUGAAUCCGAAUCCGAUGAAAAUGUCCCGUUGGCUGCACCAGUUGUACCACCACAUCUUGAUCGUCUUGAUUCACGCUCCUUCUUCGCUACACCAAGUCCUCCUCCCCCGGAUUCAAUCUACUGGAAGUACAUCACACGUGAAGAAGACUCGAAGUGGUAUGACCGUGCAGGUACUGAUAGUAGCUUUUCAGCUGUGCGUCACAGGAAACAGGAAUUGCAGGCAUUGAUGGACAAAUGA